AUGAAAAUCGAUGAGGGAACAAUGGCGCGAUAUGUCGGUCUUAUUAGUGAGUCGUUUAUUAUCCUUCUUCUAGUGGUCCAUCUGGAGCAGCUGGUCCUGCACAAUAGAGCGCCCGUUGUCGAGGGAGUAAUAGAGGAUCGAUUUGAGAAAUGCUGCGGUUUAGGCACUUCUUGGGCCGGAGAGGGUCUAAGAUGUGAAAGAUUUAUUGGACCCGUGCCGGGAGUGCCGGCAGUGGAACAAGGUCCUUGCCAGAGGACCGUGGACAUCUGUUGCGUCCGGAAGUAUCACGAUUUACAAUGCGAAAAGGGAAAAACGGACGCACGCCAAGGGAUGCCUUGCGUGUCGAACGUGACGAGCACGAGGAGAACGAAGAUAACCAGCCGCAGCGAUUAUCAUCGCGAUUGUUGCGAAGGCUGUAAACUAGGUAUCUACGCGGCAUCAACGGGUCAAGGAUGCAGUUUCAAGAGCUUUUCGUUCGGCAUCCCCUGGGAUCCCGCGUUCCUCGAGUGCUGUCAUGAAAAUCUGCCGAGCACCACGACAGAUCUCACGAGCCCAUCAACCACCGAUACCGAUUCCUCGUCGUUGUCAUCGUCACUGUACUCGUCGUCGCAGUCAUCGCCGAUAUCCUCACCAUUAUCCUCUUUGUCGACAUUGCCUUCCUCCUCGUCGUCGGAUUACUCGUCUUCUACGUCUUCUUCUUCGGAAUCUACACCGUACUCGAUACCAACUCCAGAGUUGGACGAUAUCUGUCAACUCAUGAAAGGCAUGCUCUGCUCUGACAUUUGCGUGCCGACACCGGGCUCGUAUUAUUGCAAGUGUCACGAUGGCUUCACUUUAUUGGAGGACGGCAAGACCUGCAGUCAGGAUCCGACUGACAGAUGCAAGUCGACUCACCCGUGCGAGCAGAUCUGUACCGACAACGGUGAGUCCGUCAUAUGCAGUUGUAAUCCCGGAUACGACUUGGCCGACGACGGACGCUCGUGCAUGCCAAAGACCACCAAGAACAAGAAGUCGACAGACGCCGCGGACAAGGAUACCGCGCCGUCACCGUUGUGUCCGUUGGGCUAUCGUUACAACGAAACUAAGCAGGUGUGCGAUGACGUGGAUGAGUGUCUGGAGUGGAGCAUGUGUCCUGGGAGAUGUCAGAAUACUAUAGGAUCGUACAUCUGCAUCACGAUGAAGUCAAUCAAGGACGCGCCCUACGAAGUUUGCCCUCCCGGUUACCAGUGGGAGUCACGCGCGGGUGUGUGUACAGAUAUCGAUGAGUGCUCUGUUCUAUCUAACGCUUGCAGCGACGCUAAGCCAUUCUGCGUAAACACGCAGGGCAGUUACGCCUGUCUGGAAAUAACUGGAGUGAAGUCCUGCCCCGCUGGAUUCAAGUACGACAAGUCGUUGCAACAGUGCAAAGACGUGGACGAGUGUGCGGAAGUUAUUCACAGCUGUUUGGCGGAUGAAGAAUGUCGCAACACCGAGGGUGCUUACGAGUGCGACAUGAAGUGCGAGAAAGGAUUCACGUACAGUAUUAACUUGGGUACCUGUGUCGAUAUAGACGAGUGUCUCGAGUCGAACAAUCUUUGUCCCGAUCCCGGUGCGUUAUGCGUCAACACCGUGGGUGCUUACAAGUGCGUGAGAUCUUCGAGCGAUUCUUUUCCGCGACUACCGAUCGAGAAGGAUCUCUCCGAUCGUAGAAAGAACGUAUCACUGAGCCCGUUGAUCUGUUCCGCCGGAUAUAAGCCUGCAAACGAUUCGGAAAUAACGUGCAUAGACGUCGACGAGUGCAGCGAACAGCUUCACUCCUGUGAGUUUGACGAACGUUGCGUCAACGAGAUUGGCAGUUACAGAUGCGUGCCGGUUAAACGCGACGAAGGCUUAUCCACCACGAAGAAGAGUGACAACAGAGUUUACAAACUGGGAGAAACGAACAUCUUACCAGUCACUAAUCGUAAUAAUGAAAUCGUGGAUUGCGGCAGUGGUUAUUUUCUGGAUGGCAAAUCGCGUCGUUGUAUCGACAUUGAUGAGUGUGCCAACGGGCUAGCGGUCUGUGGAAUUGGUGAACGUUGCGUGAACACGGAGGGUAGUUACCGUUGCUCUCCUACCUGCUUGCCCGGAUUCCGACUGCACAACAGUCCGAAUUUUGUUAAUGAAACCGAGGAUCCUUGCGAGGACAUAAACGAAUGCUCGCUCGGACUGCACAAUUGCAAUCGCUUGACUCACCGUUGCCUCAACACAAACGGUUCUUAUCUCUGUGAACCAUUAGCCAUCACAACCACCACUACCGCCGCAACGACAACGAUGACGACAACCAGUAGCACAACCAGAAGACCUUUUAACGAUUUACGCUACAAAAUGCAAACAUCUAGAAUCCACAAUUUAUCAAAUAACAGAGCAGAUCGUUAUUGGUCUACGGAACCGUGCAGGCUGGGAUACAAAAGAGACGCAAGCACAGGAUACUGCGUGGAUAUAGACGAGUGCUUGGUCGGGCCAAGCUGUCGCGAUUAUGAGAAAUGCACCAACACUCCGGGUAGCUACGACUGUUCGCCGCUCUGCAGCACCGGCUGGUUCUUCCAUACAGCCACGAAGAGCUGUCAGGAUGUGGAUGAGUGCCUGUUAGGCAGACACGAUUGUUCUCAGGGUACUCACAGAUGUGUCAACACCAACGGAUCCUUCAUAUGCGAGUUAAUACCGCCCUGCAAGCGUGGCUUUCGACGAACUUUCAAUGGCACCUGCUUGGACAUCGACGAGUGUUCCGAAAGUCUGCACAACUGCCGGCUCGAUUUGCAUCAGUACUGCGUGAACAAGGAGGGCAGCUUCGAAUGUUUGAUCAGGCUGCCCUCUUGUCCAUCUGGAUAUCAAUAUUCUUUAGGCACUCGACAGUGCGAAGACAUCGAUGAAUGCUUGACUGGACAGUACACCUGUGACGCGAGACUUCUGGAAAGAUGCAUCAACUUGCCGGGCACAUAUAGGUGCGAGAGACCUCCACCUGUCAUACAACGUCCACGUCAACGACCCGCCUGUCCUUCCGGCUACCGAUACUACACUCAUUUGCGCGCAUGCACAGAUAUAGACGAGUGCGCAGAAGGGCUGGACACAUGCGGCGAUGAGAUUUGCUACAAUCAACCGGGUGGUUACAGCUGCGCAACGCCGCCCGCUCCGAUCACCAGGAAGCCGUCGACGACGGCGUUGCCGGUGCCCGGCAGGAAUCAGAGAUGCAUGGACGGCACUAGGUAUGUGAGGAAUCGCGGCUGCGUCGACAUCAACGAGUGCAGGGAGCUUGAGGACGCGUGUAGCAGCAACGAGGAGUGCGUCAACACCAUGGGAAGCUACACGUGCACCUGCAAGACCGGUUUCAGGCGUGAUAAUUUAACGCAGGCCUGUGUCGAUAUCAACGAAUGUCAGUUGCAGCAAAACGACUGUCUGCCGACGCAGCGAUGCGACAACACGAUCGGCAGUUAUUCAUGCACACGCUUCUUAUCGUGUGGCACCGGAUAUACGUUGAACGCCGCGACGGAGAUCUGCGAGGACGACGAUGAAUGCCUUCUAGCUACUCACGACUGUAGAGGAGGAUAUCAAUGCAGGAAUACACUUGGUUCCUAUCGUUGUGAUCGCAUUCCGCGCAUACCGAGCCCUCAGCCACGCACAUUGGCGAUCUCGAGAGCCACGAUGAUGAUGACGACUACGACGACGACGACGACAACUUCGACGACUACACCCUCGUCGUUGACGCCGAUUGAUUCUCGGCCGAGUUGCCCGCGCGGCUUCGAGUCCGGCUCUGGCGGCAAGUGCAUGGACAUCGACGAGUGCCGGAAAACACCGAAUCCUUGUGGCCGGCAGAAUUGCAUCAACACUUUGGGAUCCUUCAGGUGCAUGUCCAAAGUGAUCUGCCCGCCCGGUUACGCUUUAGACCAGGUAUCCGGUCAACAUUGUCUCGACAUAGACGAAUGUCGCGAAGAAAUCCAUGAGUGCAGCAAAGGCCAGGUCUGUGAGAACAGAUUGGGCGGUUAUCACUGUCUCUGUCCGCCGGGAUACGUCGACGGGCCUAAUAAGGAUUGCGUCGACAUCGACGAAUGCAGCGUCUACGGUACUCGCAUCUGCGGCCUGAACAGUCGCUGCGAGAACACCGCCGGCUCCUACAAAUGUCUGUGCGAGGAAGGCUUCGAGAACAACAGAGGUGCUGGCCUUUGUCAAGACAUCGACGAGUGCGAGCGAAUACCGGGACUCUGUCAGCACAUAUGCCUGAACGUCUGGGGCAGUUACAGAUGUGGAUGCAACUCCGGAUACAGAUUGAACGCCGACAAUCGGUCCUGCAGCGAUAUAGACGAGUGCAUGGAAUUCAAGGAUAAUAAUCUCUGCAUUGGCAUCUGCGAGAACACGCCGGGAAGCUACGCAUGCAAAUGUCCUGAUGGAUACCGGCUCGGUAGCGAUCAGCGAACGUGUCAAGACAUCGACGAGUGUGCGACCGGCCAGGUCUGCAGGGAUCCGGACGAAACGUGCCACAACACGCGCGGCAGUUACCGAUGCAACAAGAUAAACUGCCCCGCGGGAUAUCAUCGAGACGGCUCGAAAAAAAACCGUUGCGUGCGUUCUUUGCGGUCCUGUCCAUGGGGUGACCUGGCCUGCAUUCGUUCGCCCUUGCAUUACUCCUACAACUUCAUCACCUUCGUGAGCAUGCUGCCGAUCCCUAACACCGGUCAGCUGGAGUUAUUCACUAUGAGGGGAAACCAUCACCCGGAUUCAACGGUACAGUUCACCAUGGCGAUGAUAGACGUACGCGCGGUGCCUGGUGUCGCCCGCGCCACGGAGUCCUGCUUCAAUCUGAGGAAACCUUCACCCUCUCAGGCGGUGUUGGUGCUGACGCGCAGCAUCCCGGGGCCGCAGGAGAUCGAAUUGGAUCUCAGCAUGGAGAUCUAUCACGACAGCAAGUUCGUCGGCAGCGCCGUCGCCAAGAUCAUAAUUUUUGUCUCUCAAUAUGAGUUCUAAGGGGACCUUCUCUGAAAGCACGAGAAUACAGAACGAGACGAUAAGAAUGGAAAUCGCGAAGUAAAGCGAUAUAGUCUAGUGAUACAAUCGAUCUUCUCUCUUCCUUUUAUCUCUCAUACGAUUAAUACGUUGGCUGCCACGUUGAUUGCACAAAAGUUCAUGAAGAUUGAAUUGCCAAAGACACAGUAAACAAAUGUAUUUCGAGAUAAAUGUAUCUUUUAGCUGAUUUUAAUGGCUUUCUAGAGACACUUUUUUGAAAGAUGUCUCAUAGACGUCUGAAAGAGGCAGGAUGUCUCUUAGAAAUUUGUAUCGUCUGGAAUCCUAUUGGUUAUACAAAUGAUUUUUCAAAUGCAAUUAAUUAUGAUAUAUAUGUUAUUAUAUCAUAAUUUAAUAAGAGUAUAAUGGUAGUAUCAUAGAAUGGAAAUUGAUCACUGGUAAUCAUCGCGGCAUUUAACGUGUUAUUUUAGCUUUAGCGGUAAAUUACGAUCGAGAAGAUUAUAAAAGCAGGAAAAGUUUCGUAUAUAUGUCUUAUGUUAUAUAUAUAUACAUUGCCGAAUAAUAUUGUUUAAUUUGGAGCGAUGAUUUCUCUCUUGAAGGAUAAAAAUAUCUUUAAACUUUAAAUGUGCUACUUGUGAUGGUAAAAGCAACGUGAAGUUUACUCGAAGAAUAUGAUUUUUUCCCCAAAGAAUAUAUGCGAUGCGCGAUCUUUCAAGCGAUAUACAUUAGAGUUAAUAGCAUAGGCUCUUUUUUAUCCUCCGCUCGUCUUUAAGGAAAGCCAAAUAUUGAAAUAAAUAUCGUUAGCUAUUUUUCAGAAAUAAUUCUGUAAAAACCGAAUUCAAUGUACAUAGAUUCUUGUAAGUUAAAUCAUAUACAAAGGACAGAGCGUGAAAUAAAAACUUACGUCGGAUAUAACGCAUGGAACAUGCAAGAAUACCCAAACAUACACUUUAUACUUUGUCAAAAAUGUAGUUUUUAUUAAAUGUUUCGCUAACGA
This is a messenger RNA of Odontomachus brunneus, 5971 nucleotides long. Its product is annotated as fibrillin-1-like. The transcript has 21 exons. NCBI's taxonomy places the organism in Eukaryota, Metazoa, Arthropoda, Insecta, Hymenoptera, Formicidae. Bases 1 to 4977 code for a protein of 1658 amino acids. Gene Ontology annotation, molecular function: calcium ion binding. The record is from RefSeq and is a predicted model, not a curated record.